AUGAGAAGUGAUAGCAGCUACCCCGUUGCGCAACAAACCAGAGUAGGCUGGAUUCUGUGCGGAAACGUAAAAACAUUUAACUGCUUUGUAACUCUCAACAACUUGGAAGACAUGGCAAGGUUUUGGGAAACGGAAGAAUGUGGCGACACUUCAACUAUAACUAGCGAAGAGGAGCACUGCGAAGAAUACUACAACUUGACCACUUCGAGAAUGGAAAAUGGGCAAUAUGUCGUGCAAAUGCCCAUGAAGCCUAACUAUGAAGCUAACCUAAUCGACACAAAGUCCCAAGCAAUAGCGCAGUUUCUGCAACUCGAACGAAAAAUGCUGACAAACAAAAACCUACAACACGAGUACAAACGCUUUAUGGAAGAAUAUAUUACUAUGGGUCACAUGCAACCUGUAAUCACGGAAAAUAAACCUAGAGUCUAUCUGCCUCAUCAUGGCGUACUGAGGGCAGAGUCAACCACGACAAAGUUAAGAGUUGUCUUCAACGCGUCGUACAAAACGAAAAAUAGCAGCAGCCUCAAUGAUAACAUGUACUGCGGUCCUAACCUACAGAAAGACAUGUUUACCCUUCUCACCAGUUGGAGAACUUACAGAUAUGUCUUUACAGCAGAUGUAGAGAAACUCUACCGUUUCAUCUGGCUUUAUGCAGAACAGCAACAUCUGCAAACUAUAAUUUGGAGAUCUCACCCAAAAGAAUCGCUACAAGAGUGGGAACUGGGCACUGUAACGUAUGGAAUGAAAUGUGCCUUCUAUCUUCCAAUGCGCACUCUACAUAAACUAGCGCAAGACGAACAGGAUAAUUAUCCCGAGGCCUCAAAGGUACUCAGAAGCUCGUUCUACAUGGAUGAUUUGGUCCACGGAAAAGACACAAUUGAAGCAUCGAAAGAACUAGUAGCCCAGCUUGUCGAAUUACUGAAAAAAGGAGGCUUUAACUUACGCAAGUGGAAAAGUAACGAAGCGACGAUCUUAGCCGACCUACUAGAUGAUCAAAGAAGCAGCGACGCUCACAUUAACUUCAGCCCGGAACAAACGACAAACUCAACAACAAAGAUGUUGGGUAUGAGGUGGAACCAAUCGAGUGACUGUUUCACGUACAGCUGGAACUUAUCUGAAAAGAAAACCCUACCUAAGCGAACAUUACUUAGUGAAAUAAGCAAGUUGUACGAUCCGCUGGGCUUCCUAUCACCUUUUAUUAUAAAAACAAAACUAUUAUUUCAAAAGAUCUGGAUCAGCAAAAUCAGCUGGGACGAACGCCUAUGUGAUGAACUAACUAACGAGUGGGAAACAUUGAGGAAAGAAAUCCCUUUGUUAUGCCAAAUAGCAAUGCCAAGAUGGCUGCAGUGCCAUGGCACAGAGAUUGAGAUACACGGAUUCUGCGAUGCCAGUGAAAAGGCAGAUGCGUGUGUCCUUUACAGCCGCGUCCGAAAUCUGAACGGCGAGUAUGUCACCACGCUAGUAACUGCAAAAACUAAAGUUGCGCCGCUCAACAAAAGAAUAACUCUACCUAGGAUGGAACUAUGUGAAGCAUUACUACUCGCUAAACUGAUAGAAAAGGUGAAACAAACACUCGUCGAGAAAAAGCUUCAGAUAAGGUGCUGGAGCGACUCUAAAGUCGUGCUAGCAUGGUUGCAAGGAGAUAUAAACAGAUGGGAAAAAUAUGUAGCGAACAGAGUGGCUCAAAUAAACAACGUAAUCCCUGCGACUCAUUGGAACUAUGUCAGAUCAGAAGAAAACCCAGCUGACUGCGCAAGCCGAGGACUCCUGCCUUCCAAACUGCUAGAAUUUAAGCUUUGGUGGGAGGGCCCAAGUUGGUUAAAGACAUAUGAUUCUAAAAAUAGCCAAGACAAUUAUUGUCCCGGAACCGAAAAAACGAGGUCCAACAGGAGCAAAUAA
Messenger RNA from Helicoverpa zea (corn earworm), 1899 nucleotides. RefSeq lists its product as uncharacterized. Lineage: Eukaryota; Metazoa; Arthropoda; Insecta; Lepidoptera; Noctuidae. The transcript has a single exon. Bases 1 to 1899 code for a protein of 632 amino acids. The record is from RefSeq and is a predicted model, not a curated record.